Penaeus vannamei (Pacific white shrimp) is the source of this 749-nucleotide messenger RNA. NCBI's taxonomy places the organism in Eukaryota, Metazoa, Arthropoda, Malacostraca, Decapoda, Penaeidae. The record is from RefSeq and is a predicted model, not a curated record.
GGGGAAUAAUAGUACUUGGACACUGAGGGCAAUCCAAGCAACAGAUCAAAUAUAAUUUUAGAAAGCACAGAAUAUACAAAAAAUCUAGUGAACACCUUUUGAAAAUAAGAAAUGAAAAAGUAUGAAAAGUGAGAUGAAGAAAUAAAUUGAGAGAAAUACAUGAAUAAUUUAAAAGGAAAAAAAAACUGAGGCUCCAGCAGCAAUGACUCGAUGACCAAAUCCGGAAGACGUUAAAGAAUCCCCCGCCAAAGAUGUACGCCAAAGCACGAGGGUUGACUGCCGGAAGGGCGCCAGGGGAAGAUGGCAGGCGUUCCUUAAGAGAAGGAGGAGGCGACUUCCACGCUCUGAAAUACAGGAUAACGAACGCCCUACAUAGAGUUAAGACUGCAGGAUGGGGCGUGUGGGUCGUGGCGCUCCUGCUGUACGCGUCCCUGGCGCUCCUCCUUCAACCUGACGUCGAGGAACUGUUCGAGGAGGAGUCGCUGGACCUUCGCGAGUGGGUCGUUGAGGACACACAGUUUAUCAUCAAUCAGCUGGGCUUGGAGGAUCGUCUGCACGUUGAAUGGAUCCACAAGACGAGCGACACAAGAACGUCUGAUAUUGCAACGGCUUAUUUCUCGCAACUCACCUUGGCGCAGAUCGACCAGCUGUUCGAGAAGUACCGCCUGGAUUUCGAACUCUUCGGAUACGACUAUGAAGCCUACCGACAGAUGGUCCUGGAGGAGUGACGGAGGCCAACGUUGCUUUCA